CACACUGUCUCUAUCAUCUCACACUCGCUCUCUGAGGCUCGGUGUCUCUUUUUCUCUGUCACUUUGGGAUGUUGAGUGUUUCAUAACGUCUGAUUCUGGAUCAGUGGGAUUGUUGUGUUGGUGCUGAAACUCAGGACCAGAGGUGCAAUGCGGCUGCAUGUGAGCUGGUUGGUGUUGUUGCUCGGGCUGCGGUGUGUUUGCUCUCAGCAGGACGAUUAUGAGGAAGACUAUGAUGAAGAAGAAGAGGAAGAGAGGACCAUAAGGGGAAAAGCCAAAAGCAAGCCGCUCACAUCCAACCUCACGCCAAAGAACAACGCUCAGGCGCUCACAGGUGACGACUGCAGCCUCGAGCUGGCAUUUUUGCUGGACAGCUCUGAAAGUGCCAAGGACAACCACGGCCAGGAGAAGGAGUUAGUCACUGAAGUGGUUGAGCGCCUGCAGAACAUGAAGCUCCAGAGUGGAAGCAGGCUGAGUUUCAGAUCUGCACUUCUUCAGUACAGCAGUCACGUGAUACUCGAGCAGACAUUCAGUCAGUGGAAAGGCGUGGCCAACUUUAAAGCCAACAUUGCACCCAUCACCUACAUCGGGCAAGGCACGUAUGUGACGUAUGCCAUCACCAACCUAACACAUCUCUACCUAAACGAAUCAGGAACCGGAAGUGUCAAAGUGGCUGUGCUGCUCUAUGAUGGAGUAUCUCAUCCGAAAAAUCCAGACGUAUUGUCUGCUGUGACCGAUGCCAAGAACCAAGGGGUUCGAUUUUUUGCCAUUGGUGUCACACCCGCUGCCAGAGAGAUGUCUAAACAGGCACAGCUGAGGAUGCUGGCCAGUUCUCCACCACACAGCUACUUACACAACCUGCAGGAUAAAGACAUCGUCACGAAGAUCAUUAACGAGUUGAUGAAGUUGGCAGAUGAGGCGUGUCCUUUGGAGAAAAGGUGUGUAUGUGAGAAAGGAGAGAGAGGACCAAGUGGACCAGCCGGGAAAAGGGGUCGACCAGGAGAUGAUGGAAGUCCAGGAACAAAAGGGCAGAAGGGUGAAGGCGGGCAACCAGGACUGCCAGGGCUAAACGGCGGAGAGGGCAAAUCAGGAAGUAGAGGAGAGAAGGGAGAGAGAGGAGAAUGUGGGAUGCCUGGUGUCAAAGGAGACAGAGGUCCUGAAGGUCCAGUGGGCGUCAGUGGAAACAGAGGACUGCAGGGCUUGCCUGGACCUAACGGUGACAUUGGACCCCAGGGACCAGCAGGACACAAAGGAGAGAGGGGCUUUCCUGGGCCACCUGGACCUCAGGGUGAAACUGGAAUAGGCAUUACUGGACCAAAGGGUGAGAUUGGACUUCAGGGCAGAGCUGGACCUCCGGGACCUCCAGGACUUGGAGAACCUGGCUUACCAGGGCCUCAGGGGCCACAGGGGCUGCAGGGAGAAAAAGGACCUCCAGGAGAGGGAUUACCUGGGCCAAAGGGGGAGCGAGGGAUAGAGGGUCCGAGGGGACUGAGAGGACCAGCCGGACCUGGAAUUAAAGGAGACAAGGGCGACUAUGGACCCCCUGGGUUACCUGGAGAGACCGGGUUUCCUGGAUUAAGUGUGCAAGGAGACAAGGGUGUUGAGGGACCACGUGGACCCCCAGGGCUCAGAGGGCCACCAGGAGAAGGUUAUCAUGGACCAAAGGGUGAUCAAGGAUUACCAGGAGAAGUCGGAGCACCAGGGGCGAGUGGAGUGGGAGAACCAGGGCCAAAGGGUGAACCAGGGGCUCCGGGGUUAUCAGGGUUACCGGGGUUACCUGGAGAGGAUGGCGCACCUGGACAAAAGGGAGAGCCUGGUCUUCCAGGUUCGAGAGGGCAGGAAGGAGCACCAGGUGUUGGAACACAGGGAGAAAAGGGAGAUCAAGGCCAGAGAGGAUUCCGUGGAUUAUCAGGACCUCCGGGAAUCCCUGGGCCAUCAGGAGCAAAAGGUGAACCGGGAGCACCGGGGCGCCUCGGUUUACCAGGACCUCCAGGACGUACAGUAACUGGAGCAAAGGGUGAUGCAGGUCAGCCAGGUCUUCCAGGACCAUUGGGGGAGACAGGGUAUGGAUUUCCUGGACCAAAGGGAGAACGUGGAGAUGCAGGUCCUCCUGGUCCAUUUGGGCCAAAAGGAGCUGGCUACCCUGGUCUACCGGGGCCACCUGGGCUUCCCGGGCAUCCUGGAGAUCCCGGUCCGGAGGGUUUGGGAGUCCCAGGGCCAAAGGGUGAUAUUGGGUUUCGAGGUUUGCCAGGGCCACCAGGACCACCAGGCGAGGGCCUGCAAGGUUUACCAGGCACCACAGGAAGGCCGGGACCUCCUGGUUCACUAGGACCCCCAGGGCAGGGCAUACAAGGCCCGAAGGGUGAGCUUGGAGCUCAGGGCUUGGUUGGGCCAAGAGGACCACCAGGAGAGGGUCUUCCUGGGACAAAGGGUGACCGUGGUACUCCAGGAGAGAGAGGCCAGAAAGGGGUCAAAGGUGACUUCGGGGAUCCUGGAUCACCAGGUCAACCAGGUCGACAGGGAGUGAAAGGAGAGACAGGUCUGACGAGAGAAGACGUCAUCAGAAUGAUACGAGAAAUAUGUGGAUGCGGGAUUAAAUGUAAGGAGCGACCGAUGGAGCUGGUCUUCGUGAUUGACAGCUCGGAGAGUGUCGGCCCUGAGAACUUUGAGAUCAUAAAGGAUUUUGUAAUGGCACUGGUGGAGAGAGUGACGGUAGGAAACCGUGCCACCCGAGUCGGGCUCGUGCUCUACAGCUUGGAGGCUCGGCUGGAGUUCGACCUCGCCAGAUAUGCCGCGAAGCGUGACGUCAAACAUGCCGUGCGCAGGAUGACUUACAUGGGCGAGGGCACUUAUACCGGGACAGCCAUCCGCAAAGCGACACGUGAGGCCUUCCGCACCGCUCGGUCCGGGGUCUCCAAGGUCGCUGUGGUCAUUACGGAUGGACAGACGGAUGAGCGUGACUCUGUGAAGCUGGAAAUCGCAGUGCGGGAGGCACACGCUGCCAACAUUGAGAUGUUUGCUCUGGGGAUCGUGAAUUCCAGUGAUCCAGCGCAGGCAGAGUUUCUUAAAGAGCUCGAUCUCAUCGCCUCGGACCCUGACAGUGAGCACGUCUUUCAGAUAGAUGACUUUAAUACCCUACCAGCUCUGGAAUCCAAACUGGUCAGUCAGUUCUGUGAGGACGAGAACGGAGGCAUCUUUAGCCCCAUUAAUGGCAACAUAUACAACAACCAUCUCAACCGCAUCAAUGGUCUCUUGUAUGAGUCCGAUAACAACGGAAAUCGCAUCAGCAGUGGUGGACAUUAUAACGGAAACAAUGUAGACCCAGUAAACGCCAGGACACACUCUGGAACACAUUCAGGAAAACCCUCUGGUACUUAUACACAUACUGCGAUACACAGCGGUACUCACAGUGGAACCCACACUGGUACUCACAGCGGGAUCCACACUGGUACUCACACUGGAACAAUUACUGAUACUCACAGUGGUACACACACUGGUCCUCACAACGGGACACACACUGGUACUCACAGUGGAACAGUCACUGGUACUCACAGCGGUACACACACUGGUCCUCACAGUGAAACACACACCGGUACUCACAGUGAAACACACACCGGUACUCACAGCGGGACACACACUAUCUCAGUCAGUCAUGGAGGUGGAAGAGGUGACAGUAUUCCAGUACCUGUAACCCCACAGGUCCCACACACCAUAGAUAUUCACACACAUGGGAGCUCUGAGCACAGCAACACGGGAGACGUUUCAUCACACAACAGACCAUCUACACGUGGCAGACCAUCAUCAUCAUCAUCAUCGUCAUCAUCAUCGACUGUAGUCACAUCAUCCACUUCUGUGCAUUACAUUUCUGCCCCGCGACCUCCUUUACCUAAAGAAAUUGUGCCCCUUGACCCCCGCUGUGAGCUGAUGUUGGAUCAGGGGACGUGUCGCGAUUACAGCAUCCGCUGGUACUACGACCGCACCGCCAACGCGUGUGCGCAGUUCUGGUAUGGGGGUUGUCACGGCAACCGCAAUCGCUUCGAUACUGAGGACGAGUGCAAGAAGACCUGUGUGGUCCCACGAAGAGGAGGAUGAGAAGCAUGGAUGAUGCUGAUGAAAUGACAUUGACUGUUAUUGACUGUUAUAAUAUCUGUAAUACCUCAUUUGCCAUCUGUCUUUAAGAGAUGUGCAUGUAAAUGGCUUAAAUGUGUUUCCUUUUUACAAACUAUAAACAUGCAUAGUUUACAGCAGUGAUAUCCUGUAAAUAUUUUUUUAUCUUUAAGUACUAAGUAGUCAAAUCUGAUUGGUCAGGUGGUGUUUAAUGAGUUUUCUAUAACAGCAGCUCUGAUGGUGGUGCAGCUACAAAACACAGCUUUAUAUUAACGCACUUAUACUCAUUUGUAGAAAAAUCCGGAAA
Clarias gariepinus (North African catfish) is the source of this 4411-nucleotide messenger RNA. It is a transcript of the gene col28a2b, whose product is annotated as collagen, type XXVIII, alpha 2b. The record is from RefSeq and is a predicted model, not a curated record. The coding region runs from base 148 to 4089 and encodes 1313 amino acids. Lineage: Eukaryota; Metazoa; Chordata; Actinopteri; Siluriformes; Clariidae. Gene Ontology annotation, molecular function: serine-type endopeptidase inhibitor activity. The transcript has 36 exons.